Messenger RNA from Onthophagus taurus, 3106 nucleotides. RefSeq lists its product as uncharacterized. Gene Ontology annotation, molecular function: microtubule motor activity; ATP binding; microtubule binding. NCBI's taxonomy places the organism in Eukaryota, Metazoa, Arthropoda, Insecta, Coleoptera, Scarabaeidae. Gene Ontology annotation, biological process: microtubule-based movement. The record is from RefSeq and is a predicted model, not a curated record.
AACGAGUUUAAAUUAAUAUAAAACGUGUUUUUAUUCGAUAACAAUGUCGCAAGAAUCCAUCAAGGUUGCUAUCAGAGCAUCAAAUCCGAUCAAAAAGGAUCACCCCAAACUGAAGAGUAGUGGUUGGGUACUUCAUGAAAACACCAUCCAACCUUUAAACGAAUCUGUGCCAAAAGAUGGUUACCCGAAGGACUUUGAUUUAGUGUUUGAUGCAGAUGUCUCAAACAAACAAGUUUAUGAAUCAUUUGUUGCCCCAAUUGUUGCGUCAUCAAUUGAAGGUUACAACGGAGCCGUUUUUACUUAUGGGGCAACAUCCACUGCCAAAUGGUUCACCAUGGAUGGAACGAUUCAAGAUUCAGGAAUGAUAUUGAGAUCGAUUGAAGAUGUUUUUAAGUCGAUCAAAAAAUUGCGCAAUGGGAAUUAUUUGGUUCGAUGCGGAUACAUUUUGAUCCACAACAAUAAAGUUUACGAUUUAUUGAAAUACACCGGAAAUGAAAUAAAAAUCACCAACGCUGGUUCUGGGCAGCUCACCUUCGGGGCUAGAGAAGCCGUAGUUUCAACGAAAAUCCAAGCUGUUGACCUGUUUUAUCUUGGACUGAGAAAUAGAAUGAUGUACAUCCAAAAUUGCAACUUCAACAUUAAACAUUGCAACUUAAUAUUUCGAAUUAAUAUUGAACACGAAAUCAAAGAAGAGAAUGACACGAAAUUUGCAUCUGCUCAUUUGAAUUUGGUUACAUUAAGUGGGUCAGAACGUGUAAGUCGUCCUGCUCAUUCUAGGAGGUUUACUGAACGCGAUUAUACCAAUAAAUAUAUGUCGAUGUUUGCUUCAACCAUCGAAAACAAAAUUAAUAAUGAACCGGUUAAUUACAACGAUUCAAUUUUAACCAUGCUUUGUCGUAACGCCAUCGGGGGGAAUGCAAAAACCGCUUUUAUCGCGUGUUUCACUAAUACAUCAGUUGAAAAUACGCAUUUCACGUUAAACUUCGCUCACAAAUUAAGAAAAAUCGAAAACUUUACUACUUUGAACAUCACAGGACAACAUAGCGUGAUUCGUGAAAUUACGUUGCAAGUGGAUGAGAUUGAGAAGAAUAUUGAUGAUAUUAAAUUUAGUUGUGCGCCGCUGAGUACCGUUGGUGUGGUAAUGCAAACGAUCGAUUUGUUGCACGAUAGGAUUAAAUUGCUUGAAUCCGUUUUUGUGAAAGGUGAUGCAUUUGAGGAGACUGAGCAUGAUUUCAGCACUUUACAGAUAAACGCAACGCAACUGAGUUGCUCUUCACUCGAAUUGCGCAUUCUUAAUGUUUUCUUAGCUAAUAUGACGUUUAGAAUUGAGCAUAUAGGCAAUAAAAUUAAAUUGCCUUUCGAGUUGUUAUAUUUUACUUUAUCGAUCGAAGCAGGAAACGAAUUCAUUUCAAAUACUCCCGAGAAUUUUUUGGAAGAUUUAAACGUAAUUGAUUAUUUACACAAAAUUGAUCCUGAGGAUCAUUUGGAAUUGCCGAUCAGCGAUGAUGAGACAGAUGUUUCUACUGAUCAAGACACAAUUGAUAUCGAUGUUUCCCCUUUAACAUCGGAAUUUUCCGCUUUGGAGAGAUCCAUUCAUUCCCAAAUCCAGAAUGAAGAAUUACGAGCAGAGCUUAACAAUUUAUCCUCGAUCUUCCAUCUCAGACUCGCCGAACAAUACACCAUCAACUCAAACGCCAAAGCGAAAAAUAAAGAACUCCUCCAAAAAUUUGCUGCGUUAAAAAAUAAAUACGCCAAUGAAGAGGCAGAAAAUAACAUCAGCACCGCGCGAUUAGAAACGGUCGAGCGUGAAUUAGCACUGCGAAAAGCACCGGUUCAAGGAGAUAUCCGUAAACAAUACGAUUUACUUCUCCUGGAAGCCGAUAAAAAGGAUAUGGAAUAUUUCAGCGUGAAACGCGAGAAAGACGAACUUGAAAAACAAGUUUACGAGUUAUCCACAACGUUGGAACUUUGUAAAUCGGCUAAAUUGGCGGGGAAAAGUUGCAAAAAAUUAACCGCCACUGAAUCAACGCUUCGUUUAUUACAAUCUGAAAUACAAGACUUAAAUCAAAGAUUAGCCGAACAAGAUUCUAUCAUGGAAGAGAUGACCAUGAAACAUAAACAUCGCGAAGACGAUCUUCUUAAGCGGGUUCACGAUAGAGAAGCACCUCAUGAACGAAGUUUCAUCUCCGUGCCAAGCGCUGAGAAGGAAAUUCAAGCUACACCCAGCUCAGAAGAUGUUGUCGCUCAAACGGAAAAAGAAUACAAAUUAAGUUUAAACGUUUGUUUGCAAACUACCCCGUAUUUUGAACCUGUCGUUGAAGUUAAAGAAACUGAAAUUCAAACGGACAAAAAGGUUGCGGAAAAUGUUGCUACGCAAACUCAAAAAUGCGUCAUCAUCCCACGUUCUUCGAGCAAACCUGAUUUAGCACCAGUAUCUGAAAAUUCCCAAGAAUACAACACUGUUAAAUUUAGUACGAGUCAAGCUACCAUUCGUAGUACUAGUAGCAUUGAUCCAGUUACUGGGGAGACGUUGAGUCCAAUAGAAGAGGAAUGCCUCGUCGAUUUGAGACGAUGUGAUGUGAUGAUGGAAGAUAACAAAUCACUUCUUAGGAAUGUAAAUAGGUUACAUGUUGAUUAUAUAAAGGAAAUUGGCAAACACACUGAUCGCGAUUCCGCAUUACACGAAGAAAUGCGCAUGAAAGAAGAGGACCUUUUCCGGGUUAAAUCAUCAUUGCAAACUAUCAUUGAAAAAUUACGAAACUCCAGCAACGAGUUAUUUAAAAUGAAAGAAAGGCGUGCUUCUUAUAGAGUUUGUGCUAGCAAAUCUCAAAUUCUUCAAACACUUCAAAUUACAGAUUGUGAGAGUUGUUCUGAAUUAACUGGCAAACUUAAGCGAUUAGAGAAGAAAGUAUCUGAGCUUGAGUUGUCUGAACCUCUGGAAAAGAGCCGGGAAAGAAUGAAUGUAAUUAGAAUGGAUGUUAAUAAGCUUCAGAAAGAAAGCAACGAAUUAAAUGAAAAGUACAUUAAAUUAAAAGAAGAAUAUGUGAUUGCAUUGCUGAUGAUUGAAAGCCAAUCAGAAGAAUCUCAACAAACAGACAAAGAUUAA